GUCUGCGUUUCAUUCACAGGCUGCGACUGAAGAUGAAACAACAACAACAACAACAAAACAAAAUGACUUCACACAAAGUGUCGCACAGCAGGAGGGUGGAGGUGACGGAGCUGGAGCAGUUUUUGACCGAGCCUCCGGCUGGUUUCUCCGUGGAGCCUCUCAGCGGAGGCGGUUAUCGUGUCCACAGUGACCCGGAGAGGAACCUGGUCCUCAUCGAUGACUGUCAGUCCUGCAGAGGGACCGUUGUUUUCCACAAGUCACCGGGAAGGAGCGUUAAGAUGCAGAACUUGUGGGAGUACACCAGCACGAGGAAGAGCCUGUUGUCCAAGUGGAUCUACGUGCUGACGUCUGCCUGCCGGGAGAACUGCGACAAGAAGUCGACCGAUGAGUUCGCAGUGCUGAAGCAAUAUGUGGUGGCCAUUGACGGCAGCGAUCCUCUGAUCAAGUGGCAGAUGGAGCGAGGCCUGGACUGGACCAUCUCGUCUGUGGCCGGGGAAAGCUACAGGGUGGAUAUUGACUUGACUGAAGCCGUGGAGAGCUGGGCUGCAAAAAACAUCAACGUCAACACGGACGAUCUGAUGCAAGAUGAACCCGUGUGGAGAGACGCCUCCUUCACCCUCAAAUACUACUCUGACGCCCUCUUUGAUUUCCCACACUGGUUCGGCUUCAGCAAGAGAACCUUUAAGCUGAGACUGACGUGAGGAAAACAAAC
This is a messenger RNA of Solea senegalensis (Senegalese sole), 712 nucleotides long. RefSeq names its product mesenteric estrogen-dependent adipogenesis protein-like. The transcript has 5 exons. Bases 33 to 701 code for a protein of 222 amino acids. The record is from RefSeq and is a predicted model, not a curated record. NCBI's taxonomy places the organism in Eukaryota, Metazoa, Chordata, Actinopteri, Pleuronectiformes, Soleidae.